Amblyraja radiata (thorny skate) is the source of this 2069-nucleotide messenger RNA. Its product is annotated as leucine-rich repeat-containing protein 43. Bases 1 to 2064 code for a protein of 687 amino acids. The record is from RefSeq and is a predicted model, not a curated record. The transcript is spliced from 12 exons. Gene Ontology annotation, molecular function: protein binding. Gene Ontology annotation, cellular component: cytoplasm. NCBI's taxonomy places the organism in Eukaryota, Metazoa, Chordata, Chondrichthyes, Rajiformes, Rajidae.
AUGGCUGGUGUGUCGGUGUAUGUAGCAUUCCAACAGCAAAUAAAGACUUUGUGCCUGAAUGAUUUUCCUUGUGGUACUGGGAGCUGGAACAGGUCCAGGUUUGUAGCGCACGUGGUCAAAAAGAGCAAGUUGCUCAAAUAUCAAGGAGAGAAGGAAGAGGAACAGGAAAUAGGUGCAGAGGAGGAAGAGCUGAGGGCAUUGUUGGAGUUUCUGUCUUACGAGCACUCACCUUGGACCAGCAGGAACUUGAGCCCAGAGAACCGGUACCUGAGAAAACUAUCCGUCUACUCCCCAACACCGGUGGAUGAAAACCUGCUUUGUUUCAAUUUAAAAGCCUUGAGGCUUGUCGAUAAACAGAUCUCUAAGGUUGACAAGGACUUGUUGAGGUUUCAGAAUAUAGAGGGACUUACAUUAAGUGCCAACAGGAUCACUACAAUAGAUUCAGCCAACCUUCCAAGAAAGCUGAAGAUUCUUGAGCUCUGCACCAACAGGAUUUCGUCUCUAAAGGACCUUUGCAACGACCCACCCCCAGAAUUACAACACUUGGGGUUGUCCUACAACAAGCUGUUUUUUCACUCAGAGUACAAAUACAUCUCAGACAACUACUGGCCCAAUCUAAUAUCGCUUGAUUUGAGUUUUAAUGACUUUGUGGAUUUGAUGGAUAUUGUGGCUCAUAUUGCUUUGCUGCCAAAACUGAAGAACCUUAUUCUCCAGGGCAAUCCAUUUGCCUUUCUUCCUAAUUAUCGGGGCUUCGUCAUAGACAGUCUACCGAACCUCACUGCCCUGGAUGAUGUGUUGAUAUCCUCAGAUGAAAGACAUACUUUUAAGCUUAUGUCUAAAUAUGAAGAAUUUAACAAUAAUGUCGCUCGGGUGACAAUAAAAAUAGGGAAUGUAACAGGAAUUCCUAACCCCGUUGAUCCUCUGGAGGAGUUACCGGAAUUCCCAAUAAUCAAGAGGAAUUACUUUGUAACCUAUGAGUUUCUUGAGGAUCAACAAGAUUUCACGAAAUUAAAUAUAAAGGACACGAGAAAAGGCAAGCGUACCAGCCAAAUUACAAUCUCAUCCAGUGAAAUUUCAAGUACCACUGACUCGUAUAAAGCACAGAUUGGCCUUUCUCCAGAGCCUGUCGUCAGCACCAAAUCUCUACCAGCUCUUGAAUUUUCCACCGUAACUUUACCGGUUCCUGGCGGUGGCGUCAGACAUCUACCAAAAUAUCAACGUGACAUCAAAUCUCUACCAACACAAUGGCAGCAAGUACAGAGUGUCAUUAUUCACCAGGUAUCUAAAAAACCGUGGGCAGAUCCGAUUAUGUGUCACUACACCCUGCAUUACUCUGUGACGGAUUUGUCUGCAUUGAAGAAAUUGCUCCUAAAAGGUCUCAUAAUAAAUGUAAUUGAGGAAAAGAUCCUUUCGUGGCCAGUCGAGCUGCCGGAUUUUCUUGAUGCUUCCGAGAAAGAGAAAGGGAAAGGGAAAGAUCGAGAUUCUGCAAAGGGAGGCAAAAACAGCGGCAAGGAGCCGAAGAGACAAGGCAGUGCCAAGGAUCAGAAAGCAAAAGGUAGUGCCAAGGACAAGAAGGGCAGAGACAGCACCAAGGACAAGAAGGGCAAAGACAGCGCCAAGGAUCUAAAGAAAAUACCGACUGUAUUUCAAAGUGAUGCACCCACUGAGAGAGUCCUGGGAACGUACUGUGUGGAUCUGAACUCCAUGUUCACAGGGGGUCCUGCGUUCAAGAUGUUUUGUGAUUUAGGAAUUCCUGAAAAAGAAUCAAAACCAAAACCACCAACUCCAGAUAUUAAGGAGACGAAGAAAAGAAAGAACGCAAAGAAAAAAGAUGAAAAGAGUUCAAAAGCAGGAAAAGGCAGUGCAACAAAGCCAAAACAUAAACUAGACAAACUGGACCUCAAGAAAGGAAAAAAAAAAUCUGAUUCUGUGAUUUUGGAAGAAGUCCCGCCAAAGCAUCUCUUUGUCGAGUUUAAGAUACAGUUCCAACGGUGGUUCUCCACAGCAGAAGCAUGGAAAGGAAUAAACAUAAAAGAUUCCACAGUUGUUUUCCUCAAAUUGUAACUGCA